AUGUCGCGGAGCGGCGGCGCGCUGCUGCUGCUGCUGCUGCUGGCCGCGCUGCUCGGCGCCCCCGCGGGCGCGCAGCCGGCGGGCGAGGCCGCCUGCCGCCCGGUCCGCGCCGCCUUCCAGGUGCUGCAGCCCGGAGCCAAGUGGGUGCCCGAGAGCCCCGUGCCAGGGUCAGACCUGCAAGUAUGCAUCUCGAGAGGCUCUACGUGCUGCUCGAGGAAGAUGGAGGAGAAGUACCAGGCCGCGGCCCGUCAGAACAUGGAGCAGCUCCUGCAGUCGGCCAGCGCGGAGCUGAAGUUCCUCGUCAUUCAGAACGCCGCCCUCUUCCAAGAAGCCUUUGAAAUUGUAGUACGGCAUGCAAGAAACUUCACCAACGCCAUGUUUAGGAACCACUUCCAGAGCCUGGGGCCCAGAGCUCUUAAGUUUGUUGGAGAACUUUUUACUGAUGUCUCGCUGUACAUAUUGGGCUCGGACAUCAGCGUUAAUGACAUGAUAAAUGAAUUUUUUGACAGUUUAUUCCCCUUGGUCUACUCUCACUUGAUCAAUCCCGGCUCCCCUGAUCCCUCCGUAGAAAUGACUGAAUGCCUGCGGGCAGCCAGGAGAGACCUCAGGGUCUUUGGUAACUACCCUAAGAUGAUGAUGACGCAGGUGUCCAAGUCGCUGCAGGCCACGCGGGUCUUCCUGCAGGCGCUCAACCUCGGGAUCGAAGUGAUCAACACCACCGAUCACUUGAAGUUCAGCAAGGACUGCGGACGAGCGCUGCUGAAAAUGUGGUACUGUUCGCACUGCCAGGGGCUGCUCCUGGCCAAGCCGUGCGCCGGCUACUGCGGCGCCGUGAUGCACGGCUGCCUGGCAGGCGUCGUGGAGAUCGACAGCCACUGGCGGGAAUACAUCCGCUCCCUGGAGGGGCUGGCCAAAGGCAUGCGCGGCAUCUACGACAUGGAGCACGUCCUCCUCAACCUCUUCUCCCUGGUGCGGGACGCGGUGGUGCACGUGCAGAAGAACGAAGGAAAGCUCUCGACAACCCUCAGCCGCCUGUGCGGCCGCGCUCGGCAGAGGCGGCGCCGGUCAGCCCAUCGCCCCGGCGAGCCCCGCGGCGGCGAGAAGGUCCCGAAGGCGACUCGUGCGGAACAAGAAGAAACCCUCUCCGGCCGGAGGAGGGAACUCAUGACGAAGCUGAAGUCUCACGGCAGCUUCUACAGCAGCUUGCCGGAGUACGUCUGCAGCCACAGCUCUGCGGUGCAGAACGAAACCCUGUGCUGGAACGGGCAAGAAAUCGUGGAGAGGUACGGUCCCCAGAUCACGAGGAACGGCCCGAAAGCUCAGCCUGGCACCCACGAGGUGAAGAUGAAAGGUCCUGAGCCAGUCGUCAGCCAGAUUAUUGACAAGCUGAAACACAUCAACCAGCUGCUGAAAGGGAUGGCUUUGCCACGCCGAAAAGCUCCGGGCAAAACCGCGGAGGAGGAGGAGGAAGAGGAGGAGGCGAGCGGCGACUGUGACGAUGAAGACGACUGUGGCGGGGGCUCCGGAGGAGGAGAGCUGCGAGUCAGGAACCAGCUGCGGUUCUUAGCAGAACUGGCGUAUGACCUGGAUAUCGACGACGCCUCCACAAACCAGCAGCUUCUGAAUCAGCAAAGCAAAGACAGUGCCAUGGUUCCCAGCAGCGACUCCGGCAGCCCGGCCCUGUGCCCAAGCCCUGCUACUGCCGUUGUCCUGGCCAUGCUGCAGAUGCUGAGCCAUGGGCUGUGACCAGCAGCAAAUGUGCUCAUUGAUCAGCAUCUUUUCAUGCCUUUUUUUUUUUUAAUGAGGAAAAUGUCCUGAACCGCUCUUGAAAUAUAUGCACAUUUCCAAAGACAAGGCAAAUGACU
Rhea pennata is the source of this 1865-nucleotide messenger RNA. RefSeq names its product glypican 3 (gene GPC3). Gene Ontology annotation, biological process: positive regulation of canonical Wnt signaling pathway; cell migration; regulation of protein localization to membrane. The record is from RefSeq and is a predicted model, not a curated record. The transcript is spliced from 8 exons. NCBI's taxonomy places the organism in Eukaryota, Metazoa, Chordata, Aves, Rheiformes, Rheidae. The coding region runs from base 1 to 1746 and encodes 581 amino acids. Gene Ontology annotation, cellular component: extracellular region; plasma membrane; cell surface.